Messenger RNA from Myotis daubentonii (Daubenton's bat), 3069 nucleotides. RefSeq names its product organic solute carrier partner 1 (gene OSCP1). Gene Ontology annotation, biological process: transport. The record is from RefSeq and is a predicted model, not a curated record. Gene Ontology annotation, cellular component: plasma membrane; cytoplasm. Lineage: Eukaryota; Metazoa; Chordata; Mammalia; Chiroptera; Vespertilionidae.
AAACAAAACAAAUGCACUUUGGGUGUGUUUUGGUAUUUUUCUGGGGCUAGAGGGUGGGUUGGGAUGUCCCUGUAGGGUAGUUCCAGAACGGGCUGUCUAUAUAUAUAUUGUAGUAAUAGGCAUGUUUGACCCUUGUGAAGGGACAUUAGUGGCUGCUGCAGGUCCUGUUUGGAACCCCAUGUACAGUUCCCAGUUUUUUGUGUCAGUGCGGGAGGCAUUUGACUCUUGUGUUUGUAUCUCCUUUUUAUGAUUGCUGUACUGACCCGUGUCUUUUGGGGGAGGGGUGAAAAGAGAUUUGAAAUAAAACUGUUUAGAAAUUACUUCCAAAAAGAAAAAGGAAGCUCCGCCUCUACACGGCUGUGCGGUCGCACCCUCAGCUCCGAGACUGCUCUAAAGAUUCGCCUGGGUUGUCCUCGUUCUCGGGCACCUGCGCACGCGCCCGGGCUGGGUGAGGGUGUCACGUUCCUCGGCGCCAGCCCCUGUCGCCCACCAGCCUGGCCCGGCCCUCGCCCCUCCGCGCAGCUUCCGAAAGUCAAAACCAGCGCUCCCGCCAGGGGCCCGCCUCCGGCCCGGACCAAUCGGCCGCGUAGGUCUCGGGCACCAAGCCCAAUAAGCGUACUCCCCCGGGCGCCUCCCAACAAGGGGCCUGUUGAUUGGUUAGUUUUGCCGUCCGCUGCGUUGCCCUAGCAACCAGGUUACGAAGACGCGGUGGUUGGGCCUCCAGGUCUCAAGCGACCCGGUUUUGGGUCUCUUCGCCAGCUCUCCGCGCUUUCGGCAUCAUGUCGGUGCGGACGCUACCGCUGCUCUUCUUGAACUUGGGCGGGGAGAUGCUUUACAUCCUGGACCAGCGGCUGCGGGCCCAGAACAUCCCCGGAGACAAGGCCCGCAGAGAUGAAUGGACAGAGGUGGACAGAAAACGAGUUCUUCAUGACAUCAUCUUAACCAUGUUCAAUAAAAGCUUUAUAGAGGAAUUGUUAAAACCCCAAGAGCUCUACUCCAAGAAGGCCCUCAGGACCAUCUAUGACCGCCUGGCUCAUGCCUCCAUCAUGAAACUGAACCAGGCCAGCAUGGAUAAGCUCUAUGACCUGAUGACUAUGGCUUUGAAAUAUCAAGUACUGCUGUGUCCCCGUCCCAAGGACGUGCUGCUGGUCACUUUCAACCAUUUAGAUACCAUCAAGGGACUAAUCCAAGACAACCCAGCCCUCCUGCAUCUAGUGGAUGAGACUCUCCGGCAGCUGAUUGAAGUAUACGGUGGCCUCUCCGCGGGGGAGUUCCAGCUGAUCCGGCAGACGCUCCUCACCUUCUUCCAGGACCUGCACAUCCGGGUGUCCCUAUUUCUAAAGGACAAAGUUCAGAAUUCCAAUGGUCGCUUUGUGUUGCCAGUGUCUGGGCCUGUUCCCUGGGGAAUUGAAGUUCCCGGACUCAUCAGAAUGUUCGACAACAAGGGCGAAGAAGUGAAGAGGGUGGAAUUCCCGCACGGUGGAAGCUAUGUCCCUGCGCCAAAGGAAGGUUCUUUUGAAGUUUAUGGAGACCGAGUCCUGAAACUAGGAACUAAUAUGUACAGUGUGAACCGGCCUGUGGAAACCCAUACAUCUGGAACAUCAAAGAACUUAUCUUCACAGGCACAGCAAAGCAUUGCUCCAAACCCUCUUGCUAAAGAAGAGCUGAAUUUCUUGGCCAAGCUGAUGGGAGGAAUGGAGAUUAAGAAAACCAGUGGCCCUGAGCCAGGAUUCCGGUUGAAUCUCUUUACCACUGACGAAGAGGAAGAACAAGCAGCGCUAACCAGGCCAGAAGAGUUAUCCCAUGAAGUUGUCAACAUACAAGCUACUCAGGACCAGCAAAGGAACCAAGAGCUGGCUCGGAUUAUGGGGGAAUUCGAGGUCAUGGACCAGCCAAGGUGGAGUGCCAGCAAGGGGGAUGAUUUGCUGGCCAUGAUGGACGAGUUAUAGCUGUGCGGACCAGGCACACCCCUCCGCUGUGGGAGAGGCUGCCUGACAUGGACCCUGGGGGAUGCAGAAGGAUGCCGCUCAUUCUCUGCUGAGUGAAGAAGCAUUACCUCUUGUUCCCCUUCGUGUUGGGACGGACUGCUCCGGUCUCUCAGGAAGCACACUCCCGGAAGGCACACACAUACACAUCUACUCCCAUUUUCCUUCUGCUUUAAUGACAGCCCUCCAGAGCAUUCUGGGCCACAGGUUCAAGCCUCGGAGUUGGUAAGGGGCGCUUCCAUCCCUGCUUUCCUGUGGGGGCCUCCAGCUCACAGAUGCCUGCGAAUCGUCACCAAACUUCAGAGCUUUCUGGGAUGGCUCCUGCCUUGUGAGCCUGAAAUAAGUGGAAAAGGCAGUUGCCUCACGCAGUUGGGGCCCAGUUUAGACAGCCCUCCUCUCCCUGGCACCCUGGGAACUGUAACCUCAGAGGCAGGGGAAGCAAGGCCGUGUGACGGGAGCAGCAGCUGGGUCCCCCACAGAGCACGUGGGCACCUGCAGUUCGCUGCACAGCUCUCCAUCCAUACGCGGUGGGGGCUUCUCCCUCAUGGAGACGCGCACCAGGGAAAUAGUGCUUCAUCCCCAGAGCCUUCUAAAGACACCCAGCACGGUGCGCCAGGACACCGGCUCCUCUGCCUCUCACCCCGGGGCCAAACAGAGCCUUAAGCUGGAUUCAUGGGAGGCGCACGUGGUGAGUCAUUUUACCUUCCGUGUCCCAAAGGAGCUGCUUCCCUGGCACGAUGCCAAGUGUAGUUGGGCUAUCAGACCGGGGCUGCCUUCCCUGUUCCAGGAAGGCCUGGGACUGAGUAACUGAUGGGCUCAGGGCCACCUCAUGUCCGGAGGUCCAGGCCCAGUCAGCCCUGUGGAAGGAACCUCCAGGACGGCAGAGGGUAGGACGACGGAGUUGCGUCGGUCAUCGCCUGAGAUUGGACCGACCAGAGGGAACGCUCGGGCCCUCACCCUGGCAAGGGGGGAGGCAAACACUUCUGGAAUCUGAGGGCCCGGGAAGCUGUCCCUUAGCUUGCCACGGCAUAGUGUUUGAUCGCAGACAGGUAAAUCACCAAAUAAAUGUAAUUUGCCGCCUUCC